Gordionus sp. m RMFG-2023 is the source of this 882-nucleotide messenger RNA. RefSeq names its product serpin B10-like. Lineage: Eukaryota; Metazoa; Nematomorpha; Gordioida; Chordodea; Parachordodidae. The record is from RefSeq and is a predicted model, not a curated record. Bases 1 to 882 code for a protein of 293 amino acids. The transcript is spliced from 3 exons. Gene Ontology annotation, molecular function: serine-type endopeptidase inhibitor activity.
AUGAAGGCUGCGAAUUCGACCCUAAAAAUGGAUAAUGAUUUGUAUAUCAAAGACGGAACACCAAUAAAUGAUAUCUAUGCGAGAGUUGUGGAAAAUAUUUUCGGGGCUACUCUGGAAUCAGUAGAUUUUAGAAAUAAGAUGGAAGAAGUAGUGCGUAUGAUAAAUGAUAAAAUAUCUAGGAACACGAAUGGACUUAUAAAGAAUUUUAUCAAGGCUUCAGCAGUAGAUCUUAACACAGAUCUCAUGUCAGUGAAUUCUUUUUAUUACAAAGGAGCUUGGAAGGAACCUUUUGAAGAAGAAACGGAAAAGAAAACAUUUUAUGCCGUGUCUGGCCCCGUAGAAGUCGAUAUGCUAAAAAGCGCAGAUAGGAGUGUCUUUGUAAAAGACGUUCCUAGUCUAAACCUUAAAAUUUUUGUCAAAAUUUUAUUAGAUACUAAUUUCAAGCUAGUCAUAGUGACAACCAGAGAUGCUAAAACUCCAUUAUCUAAAGUAGAAGAGACUAUUAGAUCUAAACAAUAUAAUUUUCUCGGUCAAUUGGAUAAUGGAUAUAAAGUUUCCUCAACAUUUUACAUGCCAUAUGUCAGUGAAGAGUUUGCUGUCGAUCUGUUGGAUAUUUUAGAAGACAAACUUAGUUGUUGGAUAGAUAAAGGGAUCGACAAUAUAGUUCAGGGUGUACAUCUUCCCGUUGCUAAAAUAAGACAUAAAGUUAAGUUAGAGAUCGCGGCUAAAGGAAUAGAGGGAGCUGCCGUAACUGGAUCUGAAUUAGGAAUUAGGAUGGCACCUAACAAGAAUGAAAUUGUUGUAAACAGGCCUUUCCUAUAUUUUAUUAUUCACGCAGAUGGUCCUAUAUUAUUUAAGGGUCGAUACGUUGGUCCUUCUUGA